AUGGAAGAACAACUUCAAUAUAAUUUUCGUGUGAUAAUGUUUCACCAGUUACCUGAAUUAAAACAAAUUAUAGAACCUUUAUCAACUAAUGAAGAAUUUAAAUUAACAUUUGUAACAUAUAUUGGUAUUGCUUUAUGUAUAUUUGGUCUUGUUAUAACAUUAAUUACUUAUUUACUUUUUCGAUGCUCACAGAAAAAUCAUCUUCAUGCAUCUUUAUUUAUGCUUUGUUUAUCAAUAUUAUUUGCUAAUUGUCUUUAUAUACCAUUUAGUCUUACGAAACAAAAUUAUUUUUGUAAUAUAUUUGGUUUUUUCUUUCAUUAUUUUUUAUUAACAUCAUUUAUGUGGAUGUUUAUCAUAACUUUUGUUCAAUAUAUGCAUUUUGUUCAAAUAUUUAAUUCAUAUAUUUCGCAUUUUUUUAUUAAAUCUACUAUUAUUGGAUGGAUUAUACCAAUAAUAUUUCCUAUUUUGGUUUUAUUAAUCGGUAAAAAUGGUGGUUAUAUAGAAGAAUUUCGAUGUUGGAUUAAUAAUAAAAUUUUAAUUUAUGUUACUUUUCUUACACCAAUAUCUAUUAUUAUUUUAUGUAAUUUAAUAUUCUUUAUAUUUAUAUUAAAAAGUCUUUGUCAAAGUGAUCCUACAAAUCAAAAUAAUCAAUCAAAAUUACAAAUAAGUGCAACAAUUUGUUGUUUUCUAUCAAUGAUUUGUACAUGGUUAUUUGGUAUAUUAGUAUUGAUUCGACCAAUUUUUAUAUAUGAAUUAAUAUUUUGUAUAUGUAAUACAUUUCAAGGAUUUUUUAUAUUUCUUUUUCAUGUUUAUUUGUCAAAACCAAAACGAGACUUAUGGCAAACAUUUUUUAUUCCACGUGGUUUUCAUCAACGUUCUCAUUCAUUUACAAAUCCUAUUGAACCUAUAACAAUAAGUAAACCAAGUACAGAAAAUAUCACGAGUUUAACACGUCCGAUUCAACUUCAUUUUGCACCUAAGUCAUCAAUUGAUAAGACGCAAGAAAUUUAUAGUGCAACAAAUCCAACAUUUAUAGAUCAUAACGGAAAUAGUUCAUCAAGUAAAGAUCCAAUACAAACGAAUCGUGUUCAUAUACAACCAAAUCUUCUUUCUGAUCGAAUACGAAAAAACAAAAUCAAUACGAAUAAUAAUGCUUAA
This is a messenger RNA of Rotaria sp. Silwood2, 1158 nucleotides long. Lineage: Eukaryota; Metazoa; Rotifera; Eurotatoria; Philodinida; Philodinidae. The record is from the annotation of a GenBank genome assembly.